GGCGCCGUACCGGGCAUGCGCACUUCAUUUUGAGUUGCGGCGCGAAAACUUCCGUGGGCGGUCCAGUCCAUCGCGCUGUGUUUACGUCCUCAUAUAGGUUGGUCAAAUUCGUCAUAUUUUUUAGGUUUUCAGUGAUAGAUCUUGCGUACAAAGUUGAUCACGUCGAACGUGAACUUUGACGCUACGAGACAACGUUUCUCAGGACAGACACUGAGACAGUGGGGAGCUUUGUGCUUCUGUUUCUCGUCUGCACGUUUCUGUUUUAGUUUCAACUUUCAGCCGAUCCACACGUUUGCUGCAAAACAAUGCCAGGCACAGGAAGGUCACGGUCAGGUGGCCAAGCUGACAGGGAGCCGCGGGACAACACGGCGGAGAACGGUGGCCCUGCGGCCGGGGAUGGAGCGGGACAGUCGGACGGGUUGGGGGACCAAGAGCCGGGCACCCUGGCGUCCACGCCCGGCAGGAGUGAGGCGGACAUGCCAGACAGGAGACAGCUCAGGCACAAGUACAGGACCCUCAUCAAUGAAACUCAGAAAAAUAGACUGGACCUGAUCAGACCUGAAUCCAAGGGUCUGAAUGACAUGCUCAACAAGGCCAAUGGAUACUUCAAAAGUGUCAAAAUGACCAGGGAGGCAGCCUUGGACUCCCAGUUCCUGGUGCUGGCAUCAACGUUGGGCAGUCAGAAGGCCAACCAACUCCACACAGACUUUGUAACAUUCGAGCCUCAUGUGUUUGCAGAUAAACUGGUGAGCUUCAUGACAGGCAGACGAACGAUCCCUGAGGAUGCAGAUGAAGAUGAUGAGGAUGAGGAGGAGAACAGGAGGCGGGCAGUCAGGAUACCUGCUGCAGGAUGGGAGAAACUGGGAGAAGAUGCCAGGAGAUGCUUCAAUAGAGCACCAGCAUUCCAUUUUCUGUAUGGGUCCUUUAACCGAGAGGCCAAGGCGCGGGAAUCCAGGAAACUGAAUAGAAAGGAUGCAAGCAAGUCCGUCGGUCCCAAAACUGUCCCCAAACAGGUGAAAAAUUGUGAUGAGAAUUCAAAGGAGCAAACCACAGCAGAGGUGGAAUUCAUUCACAAGGCACUGAGGACUCUUACCGUAGAUGAGGAUGGUAAUGUGGAUCCUAUCGACUACUUUGAGUUUGUGUUUGAUCCAGAAUCAUUUGGUCGAACUGUGGAGAACAUUUUCCACCUGUCUUUUCUUGUCAGGGAUGGUCACGCUAGAAUAUAUCUCAAUGACGAACACCUUCCAGUGUUAGAACCUGCUGAGCCAUACACAGAAGCAGAGUCAGAUGACAGGGUGGAGCGAAACCAAGUGGUGGUAUCCCUCACUCUGAAGGACUGGAAGCGUAUCAAAAAGGAAUUCGAGAUCACUUCCAGAUACUUCCCGAGAAGAGUGGACUUUGAGAGCGGUGAGGGGCCCAGCGGAGGGCAGAACGGCCACACCAGCUCGGAUGAUGAGGACGGACCUCCACCAAGACAGAGAAGAACAUGACAUUCCAAUCGCGUGCCAAGAAACAAAAGGACCUCUGUGCCUUUAUAAAAUAGGAUUUUCUCCAGCUUCUGAGAUAAACAAACUUAAAGUUAUUUUUUUCCACAUGAUCAGCCUUUUAAAUUAAGAGAUGCGUAUAAGAAAGUUAUCUAUUUGGCUUUAGUACUAAGAGAACUUCUGUACUUCUACACAUUCUAGAUGACCAUUAAAAAAGUAGAUUUCCUUUUAUGUGUGAAACAACUCCACUGUUUAUAGUACACAUUCAGCUGGCAACAGUAUGGAAGAGUCUCUGAGAUAGAGAGUGAUGUGCUGUGUGUGUUGGAAAGGGUAGAUGAAAGCGAUUUGUACCAUGUCACUAAAACUGCAUAUAUUUGUAUCCCAGAGUGAAAUAUUUUUGAUGUACUGUAUGUUACCAUGGAAAGGACAAAGGCUAGGGUUACUAUCACAGAAGAGAUUUGUAAUAGAUGUUGGGAAGUCUUUAUGUAGAAAGAAAAGGUUGUGCAAACCAUACAUUUGUUAUUAAGCAAGUGACAUUGUUUAAUUGAUCAUCUUGACAGUCUCAUCAAGUAGCUGUACCAUUGUAACCUGUGUUAGUGGUAAAUUAACUGUUAAGUAUAUUUCACUGAAAAUGUUUGAACGGCAAUCUCUAUAACAGCAAAAAGUAUUGUGUAAUCUGGUUAAAAUAAGUGGAGAAAGACAGGGAAAAGGUACAUGGUAUGUACAUUAUGUGCACAAGCAGAAAAGUGCAAUAUAUAGGAGGAGAUGGGUCUGUUCUUGUAGCCUGAGUAUCAUCCGUAUUCUACCGGGGCUCCUUACACUCGCAGGAGCCCCGGUAGAAAUAGGAUGGUACCCAGGCUACUGUUCUUGGGCUAUCUUUUAUCAAUUCUGCAGGUAGAUGUCCUAGAUCUGUCAGCUGUCACUUUCCUUUGAGUACCCAAUAGAGGCAGUUCCAAUACUGACCAUAGGGCAGAAGAUUCAUGUAAGUCAAACGUAGUCUUUGUUCAUUAGUUCUGAUCCCACUUUUACUUGGUCCAUAGCCAUAUGUUACUUAGAUGUCCAGGAAAGCGUAUUUGCUUUGGGGAAGUUGAAAAAAACAUUCCGCAGCUAUACUAUAAUGUGAUGCCAUCCACUGAUAUUUUUAUUUAUUUCUUUGAUAACCAUAUUGUUCUUGUAUACUAGUGGUUUAGUCACCUGUUGAACUAAAUGUUACACCUGUUUAUGCUUGGCCUCCAAUUUCUACAGGGAAGUUUUGGAGUAGCCAGUAAUAAGUUACUUAACACUUUUUUUCACAUUUGUUCUAACUAAUAUUAUACUUCUUAAAAUAAGAUAGUUCAAAGCAUGAACAAUUGUGACUGCUUUAUGGUUAAUUAAGUGUAGAUGCAUGGUAACCAUCCUGUCCUGUGACAAAAAAUGUUUUUCUAUCAUAAUUUGUAUCUUAAAUUUGUAACCGUUGCAAUAAAGUUUUAUGCAUUAC
Molecule: messenger RNA, 2961 nt
Organism: Branchiostoma floridae (Florida lancelet)
Lineage: Eukaryota; Metazoa; Chordata; Leptocardii; Amphioxiformes; Branchiostomatidae
Product: EP300-interacting inhibitor of differentiation 3-like
Exons: 11
Coding region: 306-1490 (394 amino acids)
Biological process (GO): DNA repair
Cellular component (GO): Smc5-Smc6 complex; nucleus
Source: RefSeq, a predicted model, not a curated record